Messenger RNA from Uloborus diversus, 2094 nucleotides. Its product is annotated as BAG domain-containing protein Samui-like. Gene Ontology annotation, molecular function: protein-folding chaperone binding; adenyl-nucleotide exchange factor activity. Lineage: Eukaryota; Metazoa; Arthropoda; Arachnida; Araneae; Uloboridae. Gene Ontology annotation, cellular component: membrane; cytoplasm; cytosol. Gene Ontology annotation, biological process: protein stabilization. The transcript is spliced from 2 exons. The coding region runs from base 85 to 1974 and encodes 629 amino acids. The record is from RefSeq and is a predicted model, not a curated record.
UUUGCACCGAUACCUUGCCCAGAUCAUUCUACUCGGUUCCAUACAUUUCCAGAAUAUUCUAGCAUCUACUGUGAGCUUUUAAAAAUGAGUUUUCGCCGCUUACCCUUUCAGUUUACUGCUGUCAAUCCCUCAGAGCGUCAAGCUGAAAUAAGAAAGCGAUUUGGAUUAUCAAACCCGAGUGAUAUGAUCUUAGAUUUAGAGAAUUCAACCAACAUGGGCGCAGGUAACAGGGAUUCCAAUUCGGCAACUUCCAGCCCUAGAUUACAACAUAGAGUUCCAGUGUUUGUGGAGGAUCCUGAUCCCUGGAUUUCCGAGAAAUCUCGAAGUAAUAAUGUAGACAAUGGAAGGAAGCCAAACGUGAGAGUGAUUCCAAUUGAAUAUGAAGGAGAUAGGAAACCAGUAAGGCAAAGGAACUUUUCUGGGCCAGCAGGAAUCCAACAGAAUAAUAGUGUUCAAGAUGGACUCGUUGAAAAUGACAUUAAACCAGUGAAGCAUACUAUGUCCACCAUGACUCUGCCUAACAGAAAAAGAGUGCCUAGUGGUGAAACAAAACCUCGUGUGUACAACAUUCCAAUACAGAUUGAGAAAAGAGAGAACUGCAAUGAGCAUGUCAAAAAACCAAAUUUGAAUUCAUCUCCUAAAGAGGUAAAACCAAAUGGUUGUAAGGUUACUAAAACAAGUUCAGAGAACGAACUGCAAAAAUCUGAAGAGAAGAUUCCAGAGCCAGGAUUCAAGCUGCAACUCAAAAAAGUUGAAGAUGUAUUGGAUGAUUUAAAAUCAUAUGCAUCCGGGGUCGAAAGUUUUUCUGGUACUGCAAAUGAUAAACAAUAUAGAUACUUAGAUGAAAUGCUGACAAGAUUAAUGUUGCGCUUAGAUGAUAUAGAGACAAUGGGCAAUUCUGAUGUCAGAAAUGCUAGAAAAGCUGCAAUUAAGAAAGUUCAAUCAUAUAUUGAUCUUCUAGAAACAAAAAUCAAUUCGGAUUCUGUAGAAAAAGAUGCGGAGUCUGCUAUUGCUUCUGGUGAUAUUAAAGAAAGUGAUAAACUGGACAUUGUUGAAAAUUCUGUUACUCCAGAAAAUGACAUGCCAGAGUCCUCUACAGAACAUGUUGAACUUCAGGAAGUACCCGAAAUAGAGAUGACGGAGGCUAAUGUGACUGAAGUAGGAGAAUUAGUGGAGCAUAAUAAAACAGAUUUAGAUCAUCAUGAAGCUGAAAAGGAACCUGAAACACAGAUGAUGGAAGGGGAUCUAACAUACUGUGGAAAACUAGAAUGUAACAAAACAGAUUCCGAUCAUCAUGAAACUGAGAAAGCACCUGAAAUAGAAAUGAUAGAAGGGUAUGCAACAUCCGAGGGAAAGAGCGAGUUGCUUACUCCUACUAUGGAUGUUCCUGUAGGUUCAAAACUCAGUGAAGCAGACAUGAAUGAUCAAACAAACAGUUGUAAGGACUUAGAACUUUCACAUUCCAGUGACAGUAAUAAGCCAGAAUCUCAACCUGAAGUAGAGAUGGUUUUUGUAGGUAACUUGGAACCAUUAGAAUCUUGUGAUAAAGACAGACAGGUAACUAAUGAUACAGUAGAAAUGAAGGAAGCUUCUAGUCAGAAAACUUUGACAGGUAUAGAUAUGGUAGAAUCCUCGGAAAAAUCUCAAGAUGUGGGAAAUAAUGAUGAACAAUGUGCCCAAAGUUUAAAUGAUAACUGUGAUAUUGAAAUGUUGGAUUGUACCUCACAAAACAUAGAGGAAAAUACUGAAACUAUGUUGGACUGCAGUUUAAUCAUUCCAGAAAAUGCAUCUCAUAGUGAUAUGUUGCAAUCUAAUGUUAUAAAGACAGCACCUACAGAGAUUCUAGAUGAAGGGUCUGCUGUAACAACUUCAAAUCAUAACUCUGAACUGUUAAGGCCAAAAGUUGAUAAGGUAGAAUCUAAGCUUUCAGAUUUUGCUGAUAAUAAUGAUGUUUUAAAUAGAACUGAAAUCUGAUGGUGUUAAUUAAACUAGGUGAAAUUUGUUGCUGAAAACAUUUGCAUUUGUCUAGUUAUGUGAAUUACGCAUUAACUACUUGUACUUGCUAUAUUGUAAAUAUGUAUAUAGUUAAAAUAA